Laccaria bicolor S238N-H82 is the source of this 492-nucleotide messenger RNA. RefSeq lists its product as uncharacterized. NCBI's taxonomy places the organism in Eukaryota, Fungi, Basidiomycota, Agaricomycetes, Agaricales, Hydnangiaceae. The record is from RefSeq and is a predicted model, not a curated record. Bases 1 to 492 code for a protein of 163 amino acids. The transcript is spliced from 4 exons.
AUGGCGACUGAAAACGCAGAUGAUAUUGCGAUCGAAACGGGCGAUCAUAAGUCUGGGAUAAUGAAGUGGAACGUGGAUGAUACUGGAAAGUCAGGAUACGACAUUGGGGAAGACGAUGGUGUGAAAUCGAAAGAGCUUGGCCGAGGCCGUUUUCCGUCAGUGGUCCACGUGCACAUAAAGGACGCCGUCGUGUACAUCCGAACCAGCCUUGACGUUCUCACCAAAUAUUCUGUCCACAACCCUAAAAUUGCCUUCCUUUGUAAAAAGGCCGGUUCCGCAGUGUCUCAUCUUUCUACGCCGUCAGAUCCAGAGACGGCCCAUGUGAUCCGAUUGCUUUAUGGUCACAGUAUAGCGAAGGAGCUUAUCAACGUGAAGGUUUCGUCCAAAGCCAAGCCAAAGCCAAAGCUCCCUGGCAACAGGGAAGAUGACGAGAUGAAUGGUGACUACUACGAGGAAGACAACGACGAAUCUGAAUCUUGGAGUGCCGAUUGA